AUGACUAGAGUAAUGCAUUCAUAUACCGCUCAAUAUUCUUUUACCCUGUCUGGAAAAAUGGAAGGCUUUGACAAGCUCGCGUGCCUUCUUCCAAACAGGAGAACUACAGUCAUGUACGCCCUUCAACCUGUUAAGAAUAAAACGAGGUACUUUGUCAUCGCUGAUACAGAAAUCUUUCAUGGGCAAAGGACUGUUACCGUGCGAUCCCCUCUCAAGAUUCAGAACCACUUGGGACGGCCGGUCCAAGUGCUCUGUGAGAAAGUCGCGCUGGAAAUGGCUGGCGCCGUACCGGAGGACUAUUCGAAGAACCCGUUUCAAGAUAAAUUCGUUCGGCUGACCACCCUUGCGGCAGAUGGCUCUUAUGACUUACCACUGAUUGUUGCUUACCAUUGCAAGUUAUUCAUUCGACCCAUGCCUCUGGAAUCCGACCAGAAAGAGUAUGGUCUUAGCAGUGAAGGUAUCUGGUGGAAAGACAUGACAGCGUCUCAGAAAAGCAGCAAGUUUCUCGAAUGCUACGCAGAAAAAGAAUCGGAUAGUUUGUUCUGCAUGAAGGUGGUUUGCGAAGAGAAUCGUGACCUGAAGAUGCCAUCGGUUGGGACGAAGCUAGUUCCGAAUUUUUGUCUUCAUCUUGAUCCUCCUCUCGUUUUCCACAACUCUCUUCCGUUAACGUUGGACAUCCAUUUUAAGGUUGGUCAGUACGUUGGACUUCAGUGGCACGGCAAACUGUCUGUGAGCGGCGACACAGAAGAGCUCCAUCCAGUUCCCAUGAGCCCAGAGACGGACACUGGAGGUGGCAAUCGCCACUUGGCCCUACAUGUCCAUGUGACAAGAGACAGAAGUUUGGACCUGCACCUCUUCGCUCCUUACUGGAUCGUCAACAAGACUGGGUUGCCGCUGCAAUUCAGGGGUUCCAUGUCUGAUGCAGUAUACGAAGCAGCUUCGAGUGCAGAUCCUUUACUCUUCCGUUUCAAAAAGCACCGCAAAAAGAAGGCAAAACUCCGAGUGUACAGUUCCCAAUGGUCAAGGUCUUUCUCGCUGGACACCGUGGGCAAUUGUGGAGUCGUCGUUUGUGCUGAUAAGGAAAGGAAUAAAAAAUAUCAUUUCUUCGUCAACGUUGAAGUCUCGAAAAUGCUGCUGACAAAAGUGGUCGUCAUUAAACCUUUCUUCUUGGUCAUCAAUAAUACGGAGAAUCAUUUGCGUUUCAUGGAGAAGAAUGAAGCUACAGAUUUGUGGUUUGACAUUGCACCAGAUAAGUGCCUUCCUUUCUGGCCCGACACGGACUCGCUGAAGAUGUUUGUCAAGCUGAGAGACAGCAAGGCAGUGUCUCAACAUUUUCCAAUUGACUUCUCUCAUUCCACGGUCCUCAGAAUGGAACACGGGAGUGCCUUGAAAGUGGAAGUACGAAGUGGAGAGGACUGCCCCAGCACCAUCGCCUUCCAGAACUACACGCCAGGUGACGCCCCUGUCAGGGUGGACAACUACUGUGAAGAUCUUUUCCUCAAAAUACAUCAAAAAUCUCAAAGCCAGGUGACCCUGCUGAAUCCUUAUCAGUCAGUUUUGUACACGUGGGACGACCCGAGCCAGGAGAGGACCCUGAUAUGGAACCUCUACAACCGGAAACGAAUCGGAUUCCCCGCCCGGAUAGAACGGGAUGGCUACGGAUUCGAAAAGGUCUCCUUCCACUCCUUGCGGAAGCCCCUGCUGCAGCAACAAUCAUCGAGCUCAUCUUUAGAAGUGAGCAGCAGCUCCGAAGACGACAGCGAAUCGGAGGAUGGUCUCCUGCCCAAGAAAACGAGGAAGGACAAAGUGGUGGUGCACUGGGUGUCGUACGUCGAGAAGGAACAGAGAGUCCUGCUCUUUACACAGGACGACAGGGUCGCCAGACAGGUCAGAAAGGCGGUAGACGGCGAACGAGCUUAUUUGGAGUGCUUCCUGUCGCUGAACAGCGUGGGCGUGUCGGUCGUGAACGAAGCCCACCGUGAGCUGGCCCACGCCAGCCUCGCGCCCUGCCCCGCCAUCUGGGAAAUUGAAAUCAACAGGUCGUGGAAACUGCUCACUCUCGAGCUCUCCGCCUGGCUCGAAGACAAGUGGAACGCAGACCAGCACAAAGCACAACUCAAGGACUACUUGCAGGUGGAUUUGAGCAAAAUGCAAAUGAUCAAACCCUUCUUUGGCCAAUUACGUCGCUUUUACAGCCCCGCCCUCUGGUGCCAACUCCGGAAAUCUCCAUACCAACUGUACGCUCAUCUUAAGGUGCACAGGUUCCAAAUCGACAAUCAACUUCCGGAAGCCGUCUUCCCAACCAUCUUGCAUCCGGGCACAACACCUCAGUACAUCGUGAGAAGGAGUGGACCACGCCCCUUUUUCGAAACAGCUCUCCUUCUCAACUCUUCAAGAGAGAAAAAGACAAUAAAGUUCUGGAAAGUACUGUUACAAGAGAUGCACCUGAACUUAGACAAAGGAUUUCUUCUCUCAAUUCACGACAUGUACUCUAGGUUCGCCAGCCAGUCUGAUGAGGCAACCAGACUGAAAGAAAAUUUGAAAAUAGCUCAAGCUCCAUUAUAUAGUGAAGAACUGAACCACAAACAUCGUGGAAGGAAAGGAGUGUCUUUUGAAUACGUCCAUCUGUCUCCCAUUGUGAUUCACUUCAGCUUCAGUCCGAGGGGGAUCGUUCACAAGGCCAACCCUCGAGCUCCUUCCUUGCAAGGAGACGCAAUAGAUCUUCUCCUCAACUCGGUGGGGGCCACACUCACUGAAGUCAAGGACGUUGAAAUCAAGCUAGCUUUCUUCGAGCGUCGAUGCUUGUUAGCGGAACCAUCUGAACUAUGGUCAGAAGCUCUGAGUCAUUACAGAUCUCAAUUAGUACAGCAAGUUUACGUCCUGGUCUUGGGUUUGGACAUCCUUGGAAACCCAUUCGGCCUUCUUAAGGACUUUACUCGUGGCCUAGGAGAUUUCUUCUACGAACCUUACCUGGGUUCAGUUAAAGGACCAGAUGAAUUUGCUGAGAGUUUGGCCCGAGGCGCACAAAGUUUAUUAGGCCACGUCAUUGGUGGAUCUACUGGAGCUAUCGCUUUGGUCACAGGAUCUCUCGGCCAAACGCUUUCUGUUCUGACUUUUGACGAAGAUUAUCGAAAGAAGAGACAACAGCGCAUGCAGCUGACUUCCAAUUCUCUCCCGUUCGCUCUCUGUUCUGCUGCCAGGACGUUUGUCUUAGGAGUGGGUCUCGGGCUCUCGGGGGUCGUCGUACAGCCCAUCACUGGUGGUCAACAAGAAGGGUUGGAAGGUUUCUUCCGAGGCAUUGGCAAAGGUUUACUGGGACUCAUUACCAAACCUGCUGGAGGAGUGAUGGACAUGGUCAGCAUGGCUUUCGACGGCAUUCGCAGAGCCGCAGAAAUGGGUGAAACGGUUGUUCUGCGCAUGCGUUUGCCGAGAUACAUAAACCCCACUGAAGGUCUUCGGCCGUAUUCUCCGUACUUGGCAUCCGGCUGUCAUCUUCUGGAGCUGGUCAGCAAAGGCCAUUAUGCGGAAACGGAUAUCUACUGGGCACAUGCCGCUCUGACGCCUCAAGACCGGACAAGGGUAGCGCUUCUCACCGAUAAGCAUGUAUUCCUGUUGGAGAAAAAUCGUCUGUGGGGUGGAUGGGACGUGGACUGGGUGAUCAGCGUCGAUGAUAUCCUCACCGUACCCCACAUUCAAGCGAACAACCUGGUCAUUAAAGUCAAACAGGAGGACUGGAUUCUGAACUUCGCUGGCGACGAGCGCUACGUGCAAUGCGACGAUCCCCUGGUACUGGAGUGGCUGAAGGACAAGAUCGAGAAGGUCCUCCUGUACAACAUGAGAGAGAAGCCCUGUCCUGUGUGAAUGUGCCUUCCUCCAAAUCAUAACUCACUAAAACCAAAGGGGCUUUCUCGCCAGUCUCGUAUAUAUAGCAGUGAUAAAAACGACUGGGCCGAUUAUUUUGCGGUUGCGCAAGUCUGUGUGUGGUCGCUGAGGACAAGUGUUCGAGAGUUGGAAAGUGGUGAGGAACUUCUUUCAGUGUGGUACCCAACGACUCCUUGAUCAAAUACGUGUUUCUAUCUCUUCUGUCCGCGAUGUUGUUCUUUCCUGCAAGUGACUGAAUGGCAAAAAAAGAGAUUGCAGAUUAGCGGUGCUUAU
Messenger RNA from Uloborus diversus, 4155 nucleotides. RefSeq names its product intermembrane lipid transfer protein VPS13C-like. Gene Ontology annotation, biological process: protein retention in Golgi apparatus; protein targeting to vacuole. The transcript has 31 exons. Lineage: Eukaryota; Metazoa; Arthropoda; Arachnida; Araneae; Uloboridae. Gene Ontology annotation, cellular component: extrinsic component of membrane. The record is from RefSeq and is a predicted model, not a curated record. Bases 1 to 3861 code for a protein of 1286 amino acids.